Molecule: messenger RNA, 323 nt
Organism: Cylicostephanus goldi
Lineage: Eukaryota; Metazoa; Nematoda; Chromadorea; Rhabditida; Strongylidae
Source: the annotation of a GenBank genome assembly
AUGCUGAGUGCUUUUGCCGAUACUUUGUCGUCAUGGACAGCACCUAAUGAGAAUUCAUUCUCUAUGCAUUUGUUUAUUUUCAUAAAAGAACUGUCUAUCAUUUCUCUCAAUCUGGCGUUGAAGUGCCCGUUUCUUCAAUCAUUUGAUGUUCAAAAAACUUUAUUCAAUCGUUAUUUUGCCGCUUAUCUCCGCUGGUGUAUUGAUCUUACCAUGCUAGGUGCCAGUAGUAGUGAGGAUGAUGAUGACGAAUUUGUAAAUGAAGAGCCUGAGGUGAGUAAUUUUGACAUUUACGCUUUUAGUCUCAUUUAUUUUUCUUUCUAAAU